This is a messenger RNA of Plasmodium falciparum 3D7, 1860 nucleotides long. RefSeq lists its product as uncharacterized. NCBI's taxonomy places the organism in Eukaryota, Apicomplexa, Aconoidasida, Haemosporida, Plasmodiidae. The record is from RefSeq and is a predicted model, not a curated record.
AUGGAAGAUACCGAGCCUGACGAUGAAGGCGAGGAAUAUAAAAUAGGCAAAAAUAUAAUUCAUAACAAUUUUUAUAACCAGAAUUUUAUAAAAAAGUUUUUUUUUGAAAAUAUCGAAAGAAAGGAAAUUGAUUAUCUUAAGAGGGAUAAAAAAAGCAGCAACAAUAAUAAAAAGUUUAUUGUUCAUUUAGUUCCGUCCAAGAAUUCUUCUUUUUAUAAUUUUCUUCAAAAAAAAAAAAAUGAUGUUUUAAAAAAAUAUGGACAAGAUGAAACAUAUAAAUAUGAUAUACAUAUAAGUGUGACCGGAUAUUUUGGUUGUGAUAAUAUAAAUGUAUUUAUACAAACCUUAUAUCAUUUUAUGUUUCAAUAUGUAAAAUUAUAUUAUACAUUUAAAAAAGUUAUUUUUAGAAAUUUAUAUUAUCAUAUAUCUCUUCCUAACAAAGCUGAAGUAGAAUCAUUUAUUUUAAAAAAAGAGAAAAUAAAAUAUGAAAUUAAAACAGAAGAUAAAAUACAAAAUGUGAAUCCAAACAUAUUUAAAAAACAAACUAAUUAUUAUUAUGAUGAGGAGGAUCAAAAGCAUCCUCCAGGUUAUUUAAAUCAAAAACAACAUAUUAUAGAUAUUAGGAAAAAAGAUAUAACAUACACAAAAAAUAAUGAAUCUGAGGAAUGUGUUCAAAACAAUCAUGUUCCUUGUAUUAAAGAAACAAGAAAAAAAAAUACUCAACCUACAGAACAUCAUGUUAUAACAACAAAUGAUGGUUAUGUUAUAGUCCCUAUACAUUGUGAGUGGUUAAAAAGGAUAUUAGAAAAUUUCUUUUUUAUAAUAAAAAAUAAUAAUAUCAUAUCCUAUAACACAAUUACAAAUGGUAUGUAUACUAUAAAUAACACCAUAUCGAAAGUUCAUGAUUCUAUUAAAAAGAAAAAUAUAAAUUUUAGUAAUAAUAAAAAUAUCUUAUCCUAUGAUCCUUAUAAAUGUAAAUUAUUAUUACUAACACGUCAGAAUUGUAAUUCUAAUAUAUCUUCAAACACAACAUCGAAUAUGUUAACUUUGAAAAAAAAGAAAAAACAACAUGAUAGUACAACAUCCGUGGGUACAUCUAAUAUGGAUAAUACUUUAGAUAUUAUAUCAUCUUCCGGAAAAUGUGACAUUUUAAUUAAUCAAUAUAGUGAGCAUGUCAAAAAAAAUUAUAAUAAUGACAAAAAAAUUUGUAUUAAUGAUGAACUUACUAUUACAUCAUUUGGAAAUAUAAAUUCUCAUUCUAACAAUCUUGUCGACCCGUCCGUGUUUAAUAAAACCAUUACUUCGAUGGAAGGUGAUUAUAUGAGGAACACCUUAAUAUGUAAUAAUAAGAGCAGUAUAAAUAUAAUUAAUAAUAAUAAUAAUAAUAAUAAUAAUAAUAGUAGUAGUAAUGAAUGUUUAGGGGGUGCUAGCCAUAUGGAAAAAAAUAACCUUAGUAGUAAUAAAAGCGAUAGUAGUGAUAAAACAAAUAAUUCAAAGAAAGAGAAAAGAAAAAAAAAAAGUAAUCAUAAUAAUCAUAAUAAUAAUAAUAAUAAUAAAAGAACAGAUACUCAAAGAAAAGAUACUUUGAAUAAUAUGAAAUACAAAUAUAACAAUUUUAAAGUAAACGUUUCGGAUUUUAGAGUUAAGGAUUGUAAUCAUAUAUCCUUAGCAUGUAAUAGAAAUAAUAAAUAUAUACAAAAAAAUAUUGCAAAUAUGUAUAAAGAUUUGAAAUAUUAUUUUUUAAAUUGUUCUUGGGAUCUUGUUAUGUUUGAAUGUGAUGAAAAUGUUUUUCCUCAGACAAAUAAGCAAAAUAAAUUUUUAAACGAAAUUUUAAGAGUCAAAAAUUUUGCUGUAUCCUAG